Messenger RNA from Adelges cooleyi (spruce gall adelgid), 1738 nucleotides. Its product is annotated as O-glucosyltransferase rumi homolog. The record is from RefSeq and is a predicted model, not a curated record. Gene Ontology annotation, biological process: protein O-linked glycosylation; positive regulation of Notch signaling pathway. Bases 359 to 1513 code for a protein of 384 amino acids. Gene Ontology annotation, molecular function: UDP-xylosyltransferase activity; UDP-glucosyltransferase activity. The transcript has 6 exons. Gene Ontology annotation, cellular component: endomembrane system. NCBI's taxonomy places the organism in Eukaryota, Metazoa, Arthropoda, Insecta, Hemiptera, Adelgidae.
AUCGUGCCCCAUUUAAAUAGUUUGCCAAUUUUUUAUUUAUAGUUUGGUUUACAUUUUUUAACAAGUGUUUGAAAUUAUUUCUUAUUUUAUUUAUUUUAAAUAUUAUAUAACCAGUACCUAAUUACAAAAAAUUACUAUGUACAUAAAUAUCAAAAAUUAAAUUUCAAAUUAAUGCAAAACUACAAACGGCAUUUAUUGUUUUCAUUGACCUUAGUAAUACAAUACUUAUAAUUUUUUAAAAAUAGUAUUGCGUUUUUGAAAAUUGAUCCAUUUAAGGAUGUUGCAUGGCGCAACGACAUUACAUUAAAACAAUUUGUAUUUCUUUUAUUGUUUAGAUGUAUUUAUUAGUAGACAAAUCAUGUACAAACUGUACAUUGUUUUUUUUUAUUUUGUCAAUUUUGUGACAUGCCAACAUGGUCAUCAUGGCUUUUCAAGCAUGUAUGAUAAGUUAUCCAAUGAAAUAAUUAAACACAUUUUAAAAGCUAAAGAAGAAUAUGUUCCCUGUAAACACAAGAAUGGAACAUGUUUUAUGCCGAAUAUACUGCAUGAUCUGGAACCAUUCAAAAAUGGCAUCACUCACAAUAUGAUAACAUCAGCUUCUGAAAAAGGAACAAGGUAUAUGAUAUAUAAUCAUGAUUUGUACAGAGAAACAAAAUGUAUGUUUCCAGCCCGUUGUGAAGGUGUUGAAUAUUUUUUAUCUAAAAUCCAAUUAAAUAUUCCCGACGUAGAGUUUAUAUUAAACACACGUGACUGGCCACAAGUCAUAAAACACUAUGGAGAUCCUAAACCAGUUUUCUCUUUUAGCAAGACAGAUGAUUAUGCUGAUGUAAUGUAUCCUGCUUGGUCUUUUUGGAGUGGAGGACCAGCAAUUAAACUUCAUCCAUCUGGACUUGGUCGUUGGGAUAUAUUAAGGAAGUCCAUAUUGAAAGAAGCCGAAGUAUGGAAAUGGAAAGAUAAAAAACCCAAAGGAUUCUUUCGAGGAUCCCGAACUAGUGAUCAACGAGACCCUCUUAUACUUCUAUCACGAAGCAACCCAGAACUGGUUGAUGCAGCUUAUACCAAAAAUCAAGCAUGGAAAUCAGAUAAAGACACCCUUUAUGCUUCACCAGCUAAUGAAGUUUCUUUAGAAGAUCAUUGCCAAUAUAAGUAUUUGUUCAACUUUCGAGGUGUUGCAGCUAGUUUUCGAUUUAAACAUCUUUUUUUAUGUAAAAGUCUUAUUUUCCAUGUUGGAGACGAUUGGAAAGAAUUUUUCUAUCAGUUUAUGAAGCCAUGGUACCAUUAUGUACCCAUAAGUUCAAAUGCUUCAGAAAAAGAAAUUAAAAAUAUUCUGUUAUUUUUCAAAGACCAUGAUGAUCUAGCCAAAGAAAUUGCUGAUCAAGGGUAUCGAUUCAUUAGGACACAAUUAAAGAUGAAAGAUGUGACAUGGUAUUGGGAAGCAUUACUAACCAAAUAUGCUAAGCUAUUGAAGUACAAACCAAUUCCAGACGAAGAGCUCAAUAUGAUCAACAGAUGAUCUAGUGUACAAGAGAUUAGAUCAUAAAAAUACAAUUUUUUUUUAUAAAUGGAUACUUAUAUUAUUUUGUGUGAUUAUAAUUGAUUUAAUAACGAAUAUUGUUAGAAACUCAAGAAUAUAAAUUUAUCCAUUCCCAUAUAAAUUAUGAUUUUGACAGUUGUAAAAUGAAAUAUUUAAGUAUUAAAAUAUCACAAGACUACAAUAAAACAAACGGUUUUUUUAUUA